AUGGCUCCAACACCAUCAUCAAAAUUGAAAACAGCCCACCAAUCGAAGACUCCCCAAUCGAAGCUUCGCUUGAACUUUUCCAAAGAAACCGCCUCCACCACGACGACCGCCGUAACAGCCGAGCACCCGGUGGAAGUGAUAGGCAGAAUCCGCAACAAUCCAGAUCAAAAAGACAAGUCUCUCCCCACCCAAUCAACAGUACAGAUCAAUUCGGCCCACAAUUCCUUGAGAGUGAAAACCGACAUUGGGUACAGGGAUUUUACGCUAGACGGCGUUUCAUUAUCCGAAGAAGAUGACCUUGAUGGGUUUUACAGGAAAUUCGUGGAGUCAAGGAUUAAAGGGGUAAAGAUGGGAAACAAGUGUACUGUUAUGAUGUAUGGUCCAACCGGGUCGGGCAAGAGUCAUACGAUGUUUGGGUGUGCAAAGCAGCCCGGAAUUGUUUACAGAUCAUUGAGGGAUAUUUUGGGGGGAGAAGAAGAAAUGGAUGGUGAGAAAAUAGGGGUUGGGAGAUUUGUGCAGGUCAGCGUUUUGGAGAUUUACAAUGAAGAGAUUUAUGAUCUAUUGCCAUCAGCCAACAGUGGAGGAAGGUUUGGUCUUGGAUGGUCUAAAGGAGGCAGUGCUUCUAAGGUGAAACUGGAAGUGAUGGGAAAGAAGGCAAAAAAUGCUAGUUUUAUAUCUGGAAAUGAAGCUGGAAAAAUAUUGAAAGAGAUCGAAAAAGUGGAGAAGAGAAGAAUUGUUAAAAGUACACUAUGUAACGAGAGAAGUUCUCGAAGCCACUGCAUGAUAAUUCUUGAUGUUCCAACUGUUGGAGGACGACUUAUGCUUGUAGACAUGGCAGGAUCUGAAAAUAUAGAACAAGCGGGUCAAAAUGGAAUGGAAGCAAAAAUGCAGACAGCAAAGAUCAACCAAGGAAACAUUGCAUUAAAACGAGUGGUCGAAUCCAUUGCAAAUGGUGAUUCUCAUGUGCCAUUCAGAGAUAGCAAGCUAACCAUGCUUCUUCAGGAUUCUUUUGAAGAUGAUAAGUCCAAAAUUCUGAUGAUACUUUGUGCCAGCCCGGGUCUGAAGGAGCUGCAUAAAACUAUUGCCACUUUAGAAUAUGGUGCCAAAGCAAAAUGUAUAGUCCGUGGGCCCCCUACACCAAUUAAGAACAAAGGCGCUGAAGAUUCUUCAUCAGCAGUCAUUUUGGGAUCAAGAAUUGAAGCUAUGGACCAGUUUAUUUAUACGUUACAGAUGGAAAGCAGACUUAGGGAAAAAGAGCGCAAUGAGGCACAGAAAGAGCUUAAGAAGAAAGAAGAAGAAAUUUCUGGAUUAAGGACUAAACUUGCAAUAGUCGACGGAGGAGGAACGAGGAUAAGCGAAGAUGAGAUUGAUUCAAAAGUAAACGAGCGAGCACAGAUGCUGAAAAGUGAAUUAGAGAGGAAGAUAAAGGAGUGUCAGAAAAUGGCCAAUGAAAUUCUUGAAAAGGAAAGGAGAAAAAUGGAAGAAAAGAUAUUUCAACAGCAACAGGAGGUUGAAAUGCUCAGGCGUCGUUUAGAGGAGAUUGAGUCUGAGCUUUCUUCUUCAAGGGCUGAAAGUGCAUUGUCAGCAGACAUAGAGGAAAGCAGCUUUAUUAAAAGGUUUUUGGAGGUCAGUUCCGAGGAUUCAGAGAUGGUAAAAUCCAUGGAUUUGGAUAAGUCGCUUGACAUGGGCAUUAUUAAAUAUGAUGAUGUGGUUCACAAGGCAGAAUCAAAUUCAAUUACUGCCAUUUCUGGAUAUUGUGACAUGAACAAUUCAAAUGAAGACUCAUCAAAUUUCACCAACAAAACAUGGCUGAGCACAGUGUAUGAGGAGGAGGAGGAAGAAGAAGAGAGUGAGGAAAAAUUAUUAGAGGAGGAAGUGCAGAAAGAGGUAAUUGAGGAGGAGAAGACAUAUCUUAGCACUCUCGAUUUGCCAGAAUUUUCAUGUGAAAAUCCAGAGAAAGAUGACUAUUAUGAAGAUACAGUCGAGCUUGUACGAUUUGAAUUGUACAGCAAGCCACAAAAUGACAACAAUGCAACCUCUAGAGAAAUGAGGAUUCAAAAUAUUUUCACACUAUGUGGAGAUCAAAGAGAACAUUCCCAGCACGAAACUCCUACACCUGUUAGAAAGAAGUUAGAAGAUAUUGAUUCCCUGUCAUCAUCUCCUUCGAAGAGCGUGGGACAGCUUGGAAAAAUUAGUAGAUAUGCUGAGAUAGGAAAAGAUUCGAAGGAGAAUCACAACCCGUUAGAUGAUGAUGAAACAAGUGGUGACCUUGAAGUAUAUGUGAAAUGGGAGGCUUCAAAAGAAAAUGCUGGCAAUUUUAUUACCACAUUAAAGGUUUUGAAAGAUUCGACUCUUGCUGACUUGCGGAAGUUGAUAGAAAUCUAUCUUGGUGGGGAGGAGCAAGCAUUCACUUUCCUUGUUCUUGGGGAUGAUCCAUCAAGAUGUCCCGUGUCUAGAGAAAAGGAGGCAGCAACUCAGACGAGCAAGCUUCCUAUAUGCAACAACCAAUUGUUACACGGUCAUCUUGCUUGUUUACGUCCUGCGAAGCCAAAUCAAUGCCACAGUCAUCUCCCAUUUAGCCCUCUCGAGAAUAAGCUUUGUGCAGCUACUCCAAGAUCACAGCAAGGCGAUUACCUCUUCACCUAA
This is a messenger RNA of Fraxinus pennsylvanica, 2646 nucleotides long. The record is from the annotation of a GenBank genome assembly. Lineage: Eukaryota; Viridiplantae; Streptophyta; Magnoliopsida; Lamiales; Oleaceae.